Molecule: messenger RNA, 1163 nt
Organism: Bactrocera latifrons
Lineage: Eukaryota; Metazoa; Arthropoda; Insecta; Diptera; Tephritidae
Exons: 2
Coding region: 221-1132 (303 amino acids)
Cellular component (GO): extracellular region
Molecular function (GO): chitin binding
Source: RefSeq, a predicted model, not a curated record
UCAGAGUGGUAAAAAACUUCGUAGGCGCAAGAUCGUUUUGAAAAAGUUAACUCAGAUAACGCGAAGAAGUUCAAAAAGUGUUUAAUGUGCGAAAUUUACAACGUUUGUAAUUAGUGUUACUAAAAGCUAAAUAUUGUGUGUACUAAGAAAGUGUCAAAAAACAAUUUUUAUUCGAGAAUUCAAAUUAAUAAAAGUACUACGAUUUGGAAUAAAGGAAAAUAUGAGAUUUUCUAAUACAUAUUCAGUGGUCGUGUUCGGCAGCCUGCUGUUGGCGAUGUGGUUCGCCUUGACUGCCUCGCAGAUACAACCGCGUGAGACGAAUACCUGUGAGGGUCGCCAGACUACCGGUAAUAUUUGUGAGUCAUGCGAAUUGCUGUCCACAUGCGUGCGUAACUCCAGCGGUUGGAUGACAAUCCCCGUUGAGAUAUGCGACACCGCCAAGGGUUACUACUGCAAUUCACGUGCCGGCAUGUGCAGCAAUUCGACCGGACCGUGUCAUCCCUUCGCAAUGGAUGGCAAUUUUCCAUGCACCUCGCAGGGUAUCUUCCCCGAUCCGUACGAUUGUCAGAAAUAUCACAUGUGCUACUUUGCGGGCGUCACUCUGGUGGCGGUAACAAUGGAAUGUUACGGUAAUAAGGCAUUCAAUGUGGCGACUGGUCAAUGUACGGCCACACUGCAAGAUUCCAUCUGCUUGUUGCCGCAAUUUCAAUGUGACAAUGUUGGCGAUGCGCAUCCAUGGCCGAAUAGUCCGAAUGUUUUCUACAUUUGUCGUGCGCUUUCGCAGCAAGAUGAACGUGUACUCUAUCCAUCGCUUUAUCGGUGUUCUGAUGGUGAGGUCUUUAACGGUUAUGGCUGUCAACAAGGCAACACACAAUUGGAUGUCACAACAAGAUCUCCCACAGCGGUAACAACAGUAACAGCGGUUAGCGGUUCAGGUACUGGCAGUACCACAACGAUGUCACCUUCCACUGGCAGAUGUUUGGUGGCUGGUUUAUCGGCCGAUCCAGAAGAUUGUACCAAGUACUAUUACUGUUCGGCGGUGAAUGGAGUUCAGCGCCGUCGCAGUUGUCCAUCGGGUACUCAUUUCAGUACUCGGUACGUGUCUUGUGUCUUGGGUGCAUGCGGCAAGUAAUUGUUUAUAUUCUUAUAUUUUGAGUAGUAAA